UUUGCUUCGCAGAGGCAGUGCCUGUGACGGUCAAAGGUCGUUGUGUCGCAAUGUUGCAAAAAAAUUGUUGCUAAUUGUGGGCAUGCAUUGCAUAAAGACGACCGUAGCGUUCUAAGAUGGAGAAAAUGUUGAAACAGCCCGAGAUUAUUGCACCCAGUGGCCCAGUUUUGGUCGAUCAAAGGAUCGAGAUUCAGGUUAAAAAUCUUAGGCCUUUUCAACAUGUCACUUUGCGAGUCGAGCUCAACUCAGAAAAGCCAGUAUUUUUUGAAUCAUACGGGCAUUACAUCGCAGACAAAGAUGGAGAGCUGAAUUUGUCACGAGAUUCUUCUUUUGGAGGUACCUACAAAGGCAUUGACAACAUGGGUUUAUUUUGGAGCAUGUUAGUAGCACCCGGUCAAAGAAAAGGGGCCAGGUUUAUUACAAAAGAUGUAACAAAAAUGAUGGAGUUUAGAGUCUUUUUGUUCGAUGGACAUGUUAUGUCGCAGAGCAAUGCAGAAAGCAUGGUGCAGGCUUUGGAAAAGCUUCCCAAAGCACUAGCUAAAACAGCAAUUCUACGAACUUAUCUGGCAGAAAAUGUGGAACGCGUGGAAAUAAGUGUUGGUAGGAUAAGGGGAACUUUGUUUGUUCCUAAAGGGAACAGGAAAUUUCCAGGAGUUAUUGACAUGUUUGGUACCCAUGGAGGUUUGCUUGAGUAUAGAGCAGCAAUUCUUGCAUCACAUGGCUUUGUCACAUUAGCUUUGGCAUUUUUUUCCUACAAAGACCUUCCAAAUGGUUUCUUCAAUCUUGAGCUGGAGUAUUUUAUGGAGGCUGCCAAAUGGCUUGCAAGUCAUGAUAAAGUUUACUCAUCUGGCAUUGGGUACAUUGGUGUGUCAUAUGGUGGACAAAUUGCAUUGCAUGUCAGUGCAGAAUGUCCUUUUGUGAAGGCUGUAGUUGCCAUUUCUUCGCAUAAUGCAAUUGGAAUUCCAGUAAAGUAUAAAGGGAAAAUUCUUGGUUUUACAAAAAUAUUUUCUAGAGAAGACAUUGUUAUUACUGAAGACCAAAUGAUUAUAACACGUGAUUCAUUUGAAAAAUAUGCUGAAGAACUUCAUAGCAUAGAAAUCCCAAUUGAAAAGAUUAAGGGGAAAAUAAUGAUAGUUGCAGGAGAAGAAGACAUGUCCACCAAUGCACCAAAAUGUGCCAGAAGGAUGCAAAGUAGGCUGAAAGAAUAUAGCAAAGAGCCUCCAACUGUUCUUAUUUACCCAGGCACUGGACAUUUGAUUGAAGUUCCUUACAUGCCAGUUUGUUCUGCAUCUUAUCAUUCUGUUGUUGGACAUUUGAUUGUAUGGGGAGGUAAUAUAAUUGAACAUUCUGCAGCACAAGAGCAUGCAUGGCACUAUAUUAGGAGUUUUUUGUUUGAAAAUAUCCAGGAUGUAACUAGCAAGUUAUAACAUUCUUUCAAAACUUCUUAGCUCCAAUUUGAACAGAUUUGCUACUAUUUGUAAUCUGUUUUUUUCUAUUCUGAAACACUCAACUACAAUAAUCAGUGGCCUAGCAUUCGAUCCCCUGCAGAUGUCACCUAUUUACCAUGACUCAGUUCCUUUUAAUUUUUUUUUGGAAUGCAUGAUAGAAUUUUGUAUAUUGAAUAAAUCAUGUUAUUGCAUAUGUUUAUAAUUAUGUUUCUGAAGUAAUUUAUUGGAUGGGCCUUGUUAAUGAAUUUGCAUUUGACCAUG
Molecule: messenger RNA, 1709 nt
Organism: Rhopilema esculentum
Lineage: Eukaryota; Metazoa; Cnidaria; Scyphozoa; Rhizostomeae; Rhizostomatidae
Product: bile acid-CoA:amino acid N-acyltransferase
Biological process (GO): acyl-CoA metabolic process; fatty acid metabolic process
Molecular function (GO): fatty acyl-CoA hydrolase activity
Source: RefSeq, a predicted model, not a curated record